AAACACAACAACACGAUAGCUCCUACCGAACAAGUCGAUACAACCCACAGAAUCACCGGCCAUGGCUGAAACAGCGACUCUAAACCAUCAUGCAGACACACAAGAGAAAUGUGCUCAGCGAGAACGAAACAGAGAGAGGCAAGCAAAUCGCCGAAGCCGGGUAGCUAGGAAAAUGGAAACCAAUGAGAACACCAUCAUCGUCUUAAAAUGGGGGUUGCGCGAGAUUGCCCGAGCUGCCCGUCAUGGAGAUUACGUCCAUGUCCAGACUAUCUUGAGGAGUCUGGAGCCCUCGCUCAUGGUUUCCGAUUUUGGAUCGGUGCCUCCAACUCUGCAAUGGUCCGACAGUUUCCCUGAUACUUCGACCCUUGGGGGGUUUCAACCUCGCUAUUUAACACAACCGAUUUUGGCCUUCCCCUUCCUCUAUCAACAGCAGUCGCUCAAUCAUAUGAUCUCAGAUUUCGAUGCUUGGACCCCUACCACAAAUGCGAAUCAGGUUUCUGGGUCCAUGAUAUCUCUGAACUAA
This is a messenger RNA of Fusarium redolens, 523 nucleotides long. RefSeq lists its product as uncharacterized. The coding region runs from base 62 to 523 and encodes 153 amino acids. The transcript is spliced from 2 exons. Lineage: Eukaryota; Fungi; Ascomycota; Sordariomycetes; Hypocreales; Nectriaceae. The record is from RefSeq and is a predicted model, not a curated record.